AUGGGCCAAAUUUUAUCCAACCCAUUAACCGAAAAAACCAUAUAUUAUCAACCUUUUAAUGGAAAUGACCCUUCAAAAUAUCUACAGUUUUUUUCAGGUGUUGGAUCCAUGAAGGGGUAUAGAAUGACGCAAGAAGACUCUCAUUUAAUUUGUAACGGUAAUAAUAACCAUACUAAGCAAUAUUCUAAUGAAGAUGAAUCACAUAAAGAUGAAUUCACCGUUACUUUCAGAAAUCCAUUUAAUUCUGAGAAAUUCAAUAAAAAGGAAAAAUUGAACAUCUCAAUGUUUGCUGUUUUUGAUGGCCAUGGCAAUGAAAAAAUAUCAACCUAUCUAAGCAAAAGAUUAAAUUAUUGGAUUAAAUGGGCUUUAGAAAAUCAUAAUUAUAACAGGUAUCCACCAUCUGAUACUAAGACUGAAAUUAACAGUAAAGAGAAAAGGUGGUGUAGAAAUUUCAAUACUUUGCAAGGACUAUUAGCACAGAUAUUCAAAGAUGCAUUUAUUUAUCAGGACCAGGAACUAUAUAAACAUUUUGCUAAGAUGCAAUGUGGAUCCACUGCUAUUGUAUUGAUCAUAGUCAAUAGAAAAACCAUCUACUGCUGUAACACUGGUGAUAGCAGGUGUAUAUUAUCCACAAAACCAACAAUUUCACAACAACAAAAAAUCAUGUCUUCACCUUUAAAUAACAACAACCAUACUGCUAAUAAUAAGGUAGGCGGAGUUAGAAACAAAAUGCAUCUACAUCGUAGAAAUAACAGUGACAAUGUUAGUAACAACAGUGUUGCCAAUAGUAAUACCAAAACAGCUAACUAUGAAGGUAACAAUGCCACUCCCAGGUUGUCCUCCUCCGAGUUAGUACCAUAUCUAAACCAUAAAUAUUGUUGUGUCAAAAGUCUAAGUUUUGAUCAUAAACCUCUACAUAUAGGCGAAUUGAUAAGAAUUAAUGAUAACGGCGGUGUUGUGUCACUAGGGAGAGUUGGUGGUGUGUUAGCGCUAAGUAGAGCUUUUGGUGAUUUCCAGUUUAAGAAGAACAAUUUUGUGUAUCACAAAUCCAUUCCUCAAGAACAGCAAGUUUCCGUGGAACCAGAUGUUAUAGUACAUGAAAUUGAUUAUAAUAAAGACGAAUUUCUGGUUUUGGCAUGUGAUGGUAUUUGGGAUGUCUAUUCCAAUAGAAAUUUAGUACAGUUUGUUAGGUAUCAUUUAGCUUUAAAUAUUAAAUUUGAUGAAAUUGUUAGGAAAUUGUUAGAUCGCGGUAUUUCCUGUGCUGAUAGUAAUACUGGGGCUGGGUUUGAUAAUAUGACAGUUAUGCUAGUUGCGUUGAAUAAACCUAAUGAAUCACACGAAUAUUGGUAUUCUAGGAUUAAAAAUAGGUUAGAAAGAGAAAAACGAAUUGUUUAG
Saccharomycodes ludwigii is the source of this 1395-nucleotide messenger RNA. It is a transcript of the gene PTC4, whose product is annotated as type 2C protein phosphatase PTC4. Gene Ontology annotation, molecular function: cation binding; protein serine/threonine phosphatase activity. NCBI's taxonomy places the organism in Eukaryota, Fungi, Ascomycota, Saccharomycetes, Saccharomycodales, Saccharomycodaceae. The record is from RefSeq and is a predicted model, not a curated record. Gene Ontology annotation, biological process: protein dephosphorylation. The transcript has a single exon. Bases 1 to 1395 code for a protein of 464 amino acids.